Messenger RNA from Theileria annulata, 7785 nucleotides. RefSeq lists its product as uncharacterized. The coding region runs from base 1 to 7785 and encodes 2594 amino acids. The transcript is spliced from 4 exons. Lineage: Eukaryota; Apicomplexa; Aconoidasida; Piroplasmida; Theileriidae. The record is from RefSeq and is a predicted model, not a curated record.
AUGAGAGAUCGACUCCUCCUGGAAAAUCUAGAUGAAGGGAAGCCAGCAAUAUGGCACCGGAAUACAUUAUCGCUAAUUAACGAGAAUAAAUUUGAUAAUCUAAAAAAGAGCACUCCGACACAAAUCGUAUAUCCCAACUCCUCAUUUAAUAUCGGAUUACCUGUGGAUUCUAUUAAUCUUCAGGAAUCUUCCAAUACAAAUUACGAUGGUAAGCCUCUAUUCACCUUUUAUUCCCAUGGAAUACUAUUUACAUAUAUACGAAUUAAUUAUCACUUUAAACCAAUUCUAAUAAGUUUUUUAGACCCUUUAUAUGACGAAGACGGCAAUGAUAAGCCGUUAAUAGUAUAUGCUUCUAACAAACCGGCCAAUCCAACUGCUUCCAACGCGUAUGGACCUCUAUUCGUCUAUAGCUUACUAUCUAUGCUUAGAAGCCUUAUAUAUAUCUGCAUGCACGUAGAUCUAAUAAUUAUUGUAGUAUAUACGGGGUCCUAUUGUCUUCGGUACAGCUUUCGGUCCUCGUUUGCAACUAUCACUCGAUUUAUAAAAAUACACCUAAGGUUUUUAUGGUAUCUUCCGUCCAGUAAUCUCGUUUUUAAGCCAGUUACACGCCUAAAUACGCUUCAUUUUGCGAGUGGGGGGAGCCUGUAUAGCCUAGCUCCAUAUACACAAUAUUCAGAAUCUAUGUUUUAUAUCAUCGCAAAAAUGUUAUCAAAAAUUUUUAUUGUCGCCUAUUUUUACCUUUUCAGCGUUCUUUGCAAUUUUUCGCAAGUUCCAUCGCAGGUUUUACUGCCUAGGACCUCCGUUUACACAUCAAAGCGGACUAACCAACCAAUAACGGUAAACACCCAGUUUACGUUAAAAAUCGAGCCCACUUUAUGUGUAAUUUGGAAGAUCCAAGAUCCUCAAUUACUCGCCUUUGACAAAAACAACUUCACUCACCAAAAGUCAAGGCCCUCACAAGAAUCCGGGGAACUGGACCCAAACACCCCAAAUGAACUUAAAAAUUGCCUACCCUCAGCUAUUAUUAACACAGUUCCACUCAAUUUUAAAACCGACACUAACUUUAUCUUACAAUACACAUACAAUUCUGAAAAAAAUGAAAAAAAAAUAAAAAAUGAAAAAACCGAAAAAAAAAUAAAAAAUGAAAUCGAAAAAAAAUUAAAUACCGGCUCGGAAUCUGAAAUCGAAGCCCUGAAAUCAGUUUCUGACCUCAGAACGUUCGUUUUCGCAUACGACCCAAACUUCAGAUUCCACGGUGUAACCGAAGUGGUAAUCUCUAAACUCGAACACCUAACAGUUGAAACAGCGUAUCGCAAAAUCUCAAAAAACCAAACCUUCACCCUGAAACUAAGGGGAUUCGACAAGGUUGGAAACACAUUUACAUCACUAGAAGGCCUACCAUUUUAUUUGUACUUUUCGGGCGCCAGAAUCUUCGAUAUUUUGGACAACGAAGGAGAAUUACACUCUGAAAAAAGAGCGUCGGUACUAGCAAAGGCAAACGACCUCGACUUGCCAGAAAACACAACACUGGUUACCGAUGUUUUGAUGCUAAAAGGAGUCAAGGUCGGCAAAACUAACCUAAAAUUCGGACUCAUCCUGGACGAAUACGCCGACGUGGAAACACAACCGGUUGAGUUUGUGGUAAACGACUCAGUAGUACUAUCGCACGAACAGCUUUAUUUACUAGAUAACAGCUCGUUCCAGCUGACACUAAAGUACCCGUCGUCAGAAUACCUGUACCAGUACCCGAACGGGAAUAAUGAAAUAGAUUUACUAAACUACGAAUGGUCAACAGACGGAGAUAAAAGUAAAUUAACGUUAAACAAAGGUUUUAUAAAGGUACACUUACACUCAGAAUCCAAAGAAAAAACUUUAUCGGACCACGUUGGAUACAAAUGUGUAGUAUACUGUAAAGACAUAAGAACAGACCAAGUGUUGAAGACCUAUGUUAACGUUAUGAAGCCACACUCAGUGGUUAUAAAGCACAACUCAUUGAACAGUUUUAACAAUUGCCUGAUGAACAAGGAUUUAUUACAAUUGAAAGAUUUAAAAGCAAAAUUGACCGAUGGUCAGUAUGAAGAUUAUCUAAAUACGAUUUCAGAAUCAGAUAGUGAACUGUCUGAAUGUUAUCAGCAUAAACAGGAAGAAAGAGAUGUGAUUAACCUAUUUGAAGGAAAUCAUUAUUUGUUCAAGCUAAACCUGUUAACAUACAAUAAGAAUGUUUUCGAUGCCAUUGACGCCAACGCACUUUCAUUUAAUUCCACCUCGACAGGUGAAGAUAAUGAGUUACUGAAGUUGAUGAAGCAGAAAAAUAAUUAUUAUAUAUUCAAGGCUAAUAAAAUAGGAUGCCAAUACUAUAGUGUCUCAUAUGGAUUACCAAAUUCAGAAAACCCAGAAACGCUCUCAAAUAAGUAUCAAAUAUGCGUACUAGACCAAGUUAAGUUACAAGGCUUUGAAGCAAAUAAGACUAAACUUAAAGACGGCUAUCCAUGUUCUGAGAGACCAUUAGUGGUGUUGGUAGGAGACGAGUUUGAGCUUAACCCAAAAGGUGGCUCAGGAAGAUAUAGAUACGAAUUAGACAACUGCCACGUGGAAAAUAACAAGUUUCUCUGCAACAAAAAGGGCACAUACCAGUUGAAGAUUGUUGAUUCUAAUAAUGAGGAAAAUGGAGUUGUUCUACAAGUGAUAUCAACGACAAUUAAAUCUUCAAAGUUCCACCACGUAUCAAGUGGUGCAACGGUUUCAGAAUUCCAUAACCAAGUAAAUGUAAGACUUAACCAAUCAUUCUCACUGAGAUUAAGUCUGUUCGGUGAUUUACAAGGAUUUAAGCCUAUGUUUAAAGACAAAUUUGGCCCUGAAGAUUCAAUGCUCUAUUCGUUCAAUUAUCUGACUAAACCCAAUUACCUAAUACCGUUUAAUGAUAGAGAAAAGAAGUUGUCUGAAGAAGAUUUACCAGACAAUAUGCCAAGAAUGUUGAGUUAUGAUAAGAGCGUGCUGGAGUUUAAAGGAGUUGAGAAGGAGCUAGGAGGCCUGUUGCUCCUUAACUUCCACACGCUAGCCUGUAACACCACGAAAAUCCGACUUGACCUGGAGUUGAUAAAGUCGCUAAAAGAAACUCCAAAAGCAUUGGAUUUGGUGCAGGAGCAAGGAGGAGUAAAGUUCGAGGAGUUGGUGGUAAACGUGUAUAGAGACCCAACUCUAUACGUCAACGAAAAGUAUCAACUCCCAGUAAUUAACUUAACAACUGUGACUCCGCACUCACAAGAACAAGUACUGGCAAAUAUACCAGUUGGAGCCAUGCUCGAGUUAAAUUAUAAGUAUGGAGUGCCAAAUGCGAAGCCAAAAUUGUUAAGUGGUGAUGAAACGAAUAGUGUGUUACAUAUAGAAACAUUAACACCAAGUGAUAAGGACUCAGGGAAUGGAUUUAUGGUCUAUUGUUUGAAUGAAGGAACCGAUGAAGUGUCAUUUGAGCAAUUAGACUAUAAAAAGACCUAUAAAAUCACCUGUAGUAUGCCCAAGUAUAAUCGAAUUUAUCCGCUAAACAAGGUGACUAAUGAUUUGUAUGAGCUGGUCCAAACGAGUUAUGAACAGCAACAAAGUGGUUUAGAAAAGGACAAGGAAGUAGAAAGAAGAUAUACAGUUAACAAGAAUAAGGUUAAUAGGUACAUUAACCUGUUGUACGAUUCUAAUAAUAACAUACUGUUGCCGUCCAAAUUGUAUAGACCAUACUUCAACUUAUACACGCAAAAUAGUCAAGAAACAACUAAUUCCCAAUAUGAAGAAUUAUCCAAGUCACAAUACCAAGAUUUGUCCACUUCAAGCCCUGAAGAGUUGGGCAAGGAGGAAGGAAUGAUGGUGUUUAAGUUGAAUGAUUUCUAUAGAGGAAGCGAGAUGAAAUUGGUUGGAGUUUACAGGUAUGAAAAUUACCCUGAAAACUACUCUGAAACAUUCAAUAAAGUGCAUAAAUAUAAAAAGUUCAACCAGCAAUUGCUGAACACCUUGAAAAAUAAUCAGUGGGAUAAGAAGAAUAAAACGUACGUCUUCCAGGAUACAUUACAUUUAAAUACAGUGUCAAAUCCAUCAUUAAUACUAGUUGACUCAAAUAAGAGUGAACAACAAUAUAAUGAGCUGGAUGUGAUGUAUAACAAUAAAUUCGAAUACAGAUUAUACGUAUAUGGAGGAUCACAAAACUAUUCACUUACGACACAUACACCCAACGUCAAAUUCUCGUUCUCCAAAGUGUAUUCAUUUGAAACUGAAGAUUCUAGACGUAACUUAAACUUUGAAGAUACUUUGGGGGAUGAAUUGUUGCCAGUUUCAGUUAAAGAUACGCACAUGGUUGUUAACCUGUUUGACAAUGAUAAGUUGAGAGGCAGUGGAAGAUUCCUAACAUUCUCAUCAGAUGAACUGGAAGAUGUAGUGCUUGGAAUCAAAGAUGAUGAUAUGCUAUGGUGUGAUGCCCUAAAGAUAAACAUACAUCUGAGAAGACCAAACAACCUUAAAAUGUAUAUUAGCCCGGUUCUGCCAGUAGGAAGUAAUCAAAAGUAUCCGAAAUUGAAACUAAUGAAGGAACAAGAACAGCUGUUGUUUUUGGAUGAAAAGUAUAAACUGAGUCUAGAGUGUUAUUACAAUAAUAGAAAACUAUCACCUAAGACAACAAUGCUAUCAUUUCAGUUACUAGAUGAUAAUAUUUUAAUGAAAGUUGAAAAUAAAGAAUUAAGAAGUAGAGUUGAGCAACAAUUGAGAAAUGAAUUGAUGGUAAGAGGAGAUGAAGAAGUGUUGUUGAAGACAGCAGAGUUGGGAACAAGUACACUCUUGGUAAGAGAUUUGGAAGGAAAUCUGAAAGUGCCAUUCAAGUUCAAAGUGUCAAAUAAGCCAGUGCUGAGCUUCGAAAUGCUGACAAUCCUACCAGGAACUAAAUUCGACGUCUCAUUUGAGAAUAUCAUCAGCAAUGGAAACUUGAUAGUGAAGACAACAUGUACAAGUGGACAACACCAAGGAAGAGAUACAGGGAAGGAAAGAAAGAAUUCACUACAGUUUGAUAACCUUGGAACAUAUAAGCAUAAUGUGGAAGUAAUGUACGCAGAAAAUGAACUAACAAGACUGAAACACCAGAUGACAACGAAUGUUUCAAAGCCUACAAGGAUGGUCUUGAGUUUGUCAAGUUCAAGUGAGUCAGAGUCGAGUGGUUCUGAAGAAAAUAAGUCGGAAUACACAGUUGAUAGAAACUCGGUGCAUAACCUGAACGUGCUAGUGUUUGACGACAAAGAUAACUUGUUCACGCCACUGUACUUGAGCAACCCUAGCUUGAGAUUCCACUACAGGUUCACAAACACAUGUAAACUGCUAAAUGACCCAAUGAAUACCACACAAGUGGAAGAAGAAAGUAAUAGAAAUAAUCUACAGCUAUUAGUUACAGAAGAUUGUGAGUUGGAAGUGAUGCUAAAGUAUAAUAACUCAGUAGUGCAGUCUAAGAAAGUCGAAUUCAAAGUCAAACAAGUAGAAACACUAUUCGGAGACCAAGAUACAGAAGAAGUUGAAGAAUCUGAUUACAAAUGUGCAAGUGUGGAUAUGGAAGAAAGCCUAUGCUAUGGAGGAGUGUAUGAAAUAAGCAAAAGCUUCAGAAGUUACCCAGAAAAUAAGCUCAAACAUCUGGGAAAUAACCUCUACAAAGUCACAUCUGAAGGAAGCGUAAUGAUCACAACAGAAUCUAACGUGUAUAAUCUAAACCUACUAAGACCGACACACUUCUCACUAUCAACAGUUAAAACGAAAGAAACAUCAGAAAAUAGAAGAAAUAAUAAUGAAUUAGAACAAGAAAACAUGAAUAGUAAUGAUAGUAAUAUCAUGAAUAGUAACGAUAGUAAACUAAAGUUCAAAGUUAAUUUGUACGCGAAUAGAAGUAAAUUGAGAAUGCCAUUGAAUUCAAAGUUCACAGUCAGAUUCAAGGACCAAUCAGUGUUCACAUACAAACUGGAGAAACAGUUGUUGACACUAACACCAAAUAACCCGGGAGAAACCACAAUGGAAAUCCUAUUCAACACAGCAAGCGAAGAAACAACAAAUAGUAGACCUAAAGAAGGAAGGUUGAAUAGAAUAUACCACUUGAAGAACACAGUUACAGAUCGAACAAGUGAAGUAAGUGCAAUUCAAGGAGGAGAAGUGUACUUGGCAGGAAGAACAAUCAAUACAGUGGUAGCCAACAUAGACGUCAACACGCAUGAAUUCAGCAAACUACUAAAGAAUAAGUACACAAUAAAGACAUUCAAACCAACAUUCGGAACAGAAAGUGAAAUGACAUACAUUAACCUAACAGAAACAUUGAACAGUGAAGCCAAAGUUAAAAGUAAAUUGAGUAGUAAUAGAGGAACAUACAAAAUAUUCCUCAACAUGGUUACAGAUACACUAAAUAUGCUAUUCACAACAGCAAGAUUCGGAACAAGUAGUAGCAAAGAAAGUGUAAGACUGUUCAGUGUCAGCACACUCAGAGAUUCAUACCACUGUACAGGAUGCCAAUGUAGACUACAACUCAAAUAUAAAUUGGAAUCACCGAUAACAUUGAGUCAACUUCAUAGUGCUAAUACACUCUUGUAUGAGUACUAUACACGGCGAAGACGAGACGAGAAUAUGGAAGACCUAAUGAGGAUGUUCAGUAGUCCUUUAUACGGUAUAGACGACACUAUGUGGAACAAGGAAUUUGGAGCUGUUGGAGACUCAGCUCUUAAAUUAAAUUCACUUGGAAAACAAACAUUUAAAAAUUCAACCAAUGAUCAGUUUGUAAUCAGUACAGUUCCAUUCAACUCAGCAAAUUUCAAGUUCAAACAAGUUAAUGAUUCGACAAUUUUACUAUUACCAAAUUCCACCAAUCAUAAGGAAGAAGUUGUACUGGGAAACGCAAAAAACGUUGACUAUUACAACUAUGAACUUAAAUACAAGUUCACUAACCAAAUGCUGGACAAAUUAUUUUACCUAAAGCCAACAUACAAACCAUAUACUGAAAGUGAACAUAAUGAAUUGAGUGAUACCAGUUUAAUACACAGAUUGGGUUACACCAUGAUGUUAAUUAAUACGUAUAACAGAGAUUGGAGCAUUCUUAAGAAUUAUUUGAGGACUAUGUCCAAUGAUCUUUUGAAAGGAAAACAUAAACUAACCCUAACGAUAUUCAAUCCUGUUAACGAAACACAUAAAGAUAACGUAAAGUUGUUUGAACAAGAAUUGGAGGUACAUUUGCCAGAGAUAAUCUUGUUUGUCGACGGAAACGGUAAUAUAUUGAAUGAAAUCAACGAAAAUAACCUCAACAAUUUGGUUCAUGCAUAUCCACUCAACUCUUCCUAUAAACUCCACAUUACGAGUGAUCAGUUUUUGCUAAAGACCAUCGAAAAAUCUGGCCAACUCACAACAUUCAUCGUUUAUUGCAAUGCAUCACCUGAUAUGGUUCAAAGAUCCAAGCAAGAUUUAGAAAAUGAACAAGUCGGAGAUUACCUCAUGGUAUUGGACGCUAAUGACAACAUCGUGGCCAAAAUCAAGAUCAAUACUGACUUAUCUUCAAUUUCAACUGGCGGAUUGAAGUUAACUCAGCUAAACAUACUCAAUAGAGCGAAGUUUUCUGAUUUGUUGCACAUUUCUUUGGUUGUGGCCAUCGUCCUCUUCAUCUUAUUCGUCCACAACACCAUCAAAAACAGUCAGUUCCAUGAGCCAAUGGUACCCCUAAAGCUCGAUCGCACCUUACCAAAGUCUUUUCAGCACCUUUAUCAAACUAAUUACAAUUACAAAAGUUACCAAUAA